AUGCCCAGUAGACUCUCACCAGAGUUGGGGAAGGAGGCGGAGAGCUUUAGGGCCUCAGCGGCAGAGAACAGGAGGACAAUUGUGGCUGGGGUUGCCUGGAGGUGUGAGAGGGAAGGAAGAACCAAGGUGGCAGCAGAGAGAGCAGAGCCGGAGCCUGCCCCUUGCCUGGACUGCUGGCUGUACCAUUGCAAUGGGGACAGGCAGGCAUCAGCUCAGGGGCCUUGGGCUGGAGCCCCUUUACCUCUGCUGCUGCUAACGCUGCUGCUGCUGCUGCUUAAAGGCUCACCCUGGGGAUUGGCGUGGGGACUGGUCGGUGUCCAGAAAGUCUCUUCUGCCACUGACGCCCCCAUCAGGGACUGGGCAUUCUUUCUUUCCUCCUUUCUGCAUCUCCUGCCUCAUCAGCCUGCCAUGACCUGCACCCAAGCCAAGCCCCUUGGGGAAAGGGACAAAGGUGGGGACAGACGAUGGGAGCGGGUGGGCUGGAGGGAGUUGUCUUAUUUAAAGUGGUUGUUUAUGAUUCUUAUACUAAUUUAUACAAAGAUAUUAAGGCCCUGUCCAUUAAGAAAUUGUUCCCUUCCCCUGGUUCAAUGUGUUUGUAAAGAUUGUUCUAUGUAAAUAUGUCUUUAUAAUAAACAGUUCAAAGCUGACAGUUCGACCUUACUCUUAGAGGUCAUGUUCAGGAGGGGCGUUCCUUUCCCCUGGGGGCCACGGCCGUCCCUGUGCUCACAUAUUGCAUGUGCAGGGAGGUAAGUGCCUGCAUCCCAAAUCGGUUCUAGGUCAACUGGCCUCAAACUGAUUUGCCACGAGCUCACACAAUGAGUCCCUAAGCUUAAUGACCAGUUCACAUAAAAUCCAGCCCACUUUUAGGUUUUGCUGGCAUCUGUUUGGGUGUCCCAAUUUUUUUGGCAGUGUCAAUGGAAGAAUUUUUCAAAAGCAAUUUAUUCAAGAACAUGCUGAUUAAAUGCAGGAUUGCUACUAAAAACUGUUUUGUAUCCUUGGUGGGUGCCUUUUCUGUUUUAUCUACUUUGGGACACUUUCAGGAUUUUUUGGCCAGUUGGCCUUUCCUGAAAAUGUUAUGUUUUCAGCGAUAAGUACAUUUGAUAAUGACUUGAUUUGUAUCAUUUUAUGUUUCACAAAGUAGACUUGCCUGAUGAAUGAGAUAGCCUGAAAAAUAAAAUGCAAAGAGUUCAAUAUAA
This is a messenger RNA of Callithrix jacchus (white-tufted-ear marmoset), 1196 nucleotides long. RefSeq lists its product as uncharacterized. Lineage: Eukaryota; Metazoa; Chordata; Mammalia; Primates; Cebidae. The record is from RefSeq and is a predicted model, not a curated record.